UUUUAACUACGAGUUGCAAGAUAAGCAUAGAGUUAAGAACAGCGAGUCGUGAACGAUGACGGCACCCUCUUGCCAGUUGAACUUUCCAUGGGCUUGGUCAAUAGGAUCGUCCGAAGCUUCGAGGUCACUCAUGAGCCCAACCUCACCAUUGCCGAGCAGCUCGUUGCCAACGACGAUUUGCUGCCUGUCGAGCCGGUGAAACGCACAUGGCGUGCAUACAACUACAUUGCCUUCUGGACAGCAGACACGUUUAAUAUAAACAUGUGGAUGAUCGUAUCCUCCAUGAUCCAACUGGGAAUGUCAUGGUGGCAAGCGUGGAUAUGCGUUUGGCUGGGUUAUGGCAUUGCCGCGCCUUUCCUUGUCCUGAAUGCACGUCCUGGUGCUAUUUUCCAUGUGAUGUUUCCGAUCGUGAAUCGCACAAGCUUCGGGAUGUUUGGGAGUCUGUGGUGUGUCUUUAAUCGCGCCGCUAUGGCAUGCAUAUGGUAUGGCGUCCAGGCGAGCAUCGGAGGUUCAUGUGUGCUCGUAAUGCUCAGAGCGAUGUGGCCCAGCAUCAACGAUCUCCCGAAUUCGAUGCCAGCGUCCUCUGGAACGGACACCCGGGAUUUCCUAUGCUUCUUCCUCUUUUGGCUCAUUUCGCUGCCGAUCAUUUGGUUUCCUGUGCACAAGGUCCGCCACUUCUUCCUUGUGACACCCAUCUUGAUGCCCAUAGCCUCAAUCACAUUCCUCAUAUGGUGCAUCAUGAAAGCUCACGGAAUCGGUCCGAUCAUACACCAAUCCUCUACACUGCACGGAUCAAAGCUAGGCUGGGCCAUGGUGGUCAGUUCCAUGUCAUGCAUCAGUAACGAGGUAACCCUUAUCACGAACGCACCGGACUUCGCCUCCCGCGCACGCACUCCGUCGGCUGCGCUACACUCACAACUGUUUGCAAUUCCUCUAAGUGCGGCGUUUGUAAGUUUGAUCGGAAUCCUUGUGAGCUCGUCAUCGCAGGCAAUUUACGGGACAGCCAUCUGGUCACCCAUCGAACUUUUGGGAAAUUUUUUGAAUGACAAUCCGUCAAAAGCCACGAGAUUCGGGGUAUGGUUUAUCUCAGCAUCAUUCAUGCUUGCACAGGUGACCACGAACAUCUGCGCAAAUUCAGUGUCGGCAGGAUGCGAUCUGACUGCACUGUUCCCUCGUUUCAUCAACAUCCGACGUGGCGGGUAUAUCGCUGCUACCGUUGGUCUCGCCAUGUGUCCAUGGAACCUUCUGAAAAAUAGUAAUGAGUUCACUUCUUACCUCUCCGCAUAUUCAGUGUUCCUGAGCUCCAUUGCUGGGGUGAUGGUGACGGAAUAUUACAUUGUCCGCAAGGGUCAUUAUAACGUGAAAGAUCUUUAUAAUACCGAAAAGGGUAGCUGGUACUGGUACACGUAUGGGAUCAACUUCCGGGCGUACACCGCGUAUAUUUCCGGGAUCCUUAUCAACGCUGUCGGUUUCGCUGGUGCCACUGGGCAGACAGUUCCUCUUCCGGCUACUCGGAUAUACGAAUUAUCGUUCUUUACAGGCUUCGGAGUUUCUGCAAUUGUCUACUGGGCGUUGAAUCGCGUCUUCCCGGUAAUCGGUGCCGCUGACACGUUCGAAGAAAUUGACGUAUCCGGAUAUGAACGUACGGAACGCAGUCUAGGGGAUGUUGAGGAAGUAGACAUAGAUACGAAGGAUGGGGGAUCAGACCAUUAUGCAAGCGAAAGAGGGGUUACGACCUACCUUCAUCUGCACACCGUAAUUUCGAACAGAAUGUCAUCUGGAGGCACACAAUCACCACCUCUUGAAUAUACAAACUCGCAUAUACCUAUGGGAGUUUCUUCCAUUGAUGGUAGUGUCUCGAAGCCAAUGUUGGAUGCGGAGCAACGAAAGACUUAUUUCGCUGAGCCGGAGGCGAAAGAACGUGGAGGAACAAAGGAGAUAGGGAAAGAGCAGCAAAAGGAAUCCGCAAAGGAGAAAGAGUGAUCAUGGGAACGCGGUUAGUUCAUGACUCAAUGGCUGGAUUCGGGGAAGAAAAAAUGCAGGGCUCUACCUAGUACAGUUAUAGGGAUUUACUCGCUGCCAUCUCGUAAAUAUUCCUUCCACCACGUUCUAAAUCCUGUGCAUUCCAAGGGAAGUAAUUUCUCUGUUUCAGCAGUAGACAGGUGACAGUUGUAAGGACGUGAUGUGGCACCAGCCCCAGUUGGAGGUGUGGAGACAGGCUUUAUAUGAUUCAUGCUAUUGAGUCCAAGGAUGUCGGCAAAGAUUUUGCACAUCUGGUACUUUGUGAAGGACUCGUGUGCCGAGUAGUGGAGAAUGGGCGGUAGAGCAUCGAAACUGAGAUCCGUCAGGCGUACCAAAAAGGAUGCGAUGU
Messenger RNA from Suillus subalutaceus, 2371 nucleotides. Its product is annotated as permease for cytosine/purines, uracil, thiamine, allantoin-domain-containing protein. Gene Ontology annotation, molecular function: nucleobase transmembrane transporter activity. Gene Ontology annotation, biological process: transmembrane transport; nucleobase transport. The record is from RefSeq and is a predicted model, not a curated record. Gene Ontology annotation, cellular component: plasma membrane. Lineage: Eukaryota; Fungi; Basidiomycota; Agaricomycetes; Boletales; Suillaceae. The transcript has 16 exons. Bases 88 to 1983 code for a protein of 631 amino acids.